Panicum hallii is the source of this 991-nucleotide messenger RNA. RefSeq names its product 2-C-methyl-D-erythritol 2,4-cyclodiphosphate synthase, chloroplastic. Gene Ontology annotation, biological process: terpenoid biosynthetic process. The transcript is spliced from 3 exons. Gene Ontology annotation, molecular function: 2-C-methyl-D-erythritol 2,4-cyclodiphosphate synthase activity. The coding region runs from base 157 to 834 and encodes 225 amino acids. NCBI's taxonomy places the organism in Eukaryota, Viridiplantae, Streptophyta, Magnoliopsida, Poales, Poaceae. The record is from RefSeq and is a predicted model, not a curated record.
GCAUCUCCAGCGCCAGAUGCCCACCUCGCCUUGCCGCAAAUAAUUCCGGGACACGAAUUUCUUCGGUUCCUCCUCGCGCUCCUCCCCUUCCCCGAGUCCCCCCCAACAAAAGCUCGGCCACUGCGCUAUCUCGCCCACCAGGCCACCAGCGGCGCCAUGGCCACCGCCUCCUCCCUCUUCCUGGCCUCGUCCCCCAUCUCCACCGCGCCACGAACCCGCACCGGCCCCGCCGCGUCCUGCCCUCCCUCCGCCCGGCCGUCCCUGCGCCUCCGGCAGAGGCCGUCCCCGGCCGUCGCGGCCGCCGUCCAGGCCGAGCACCAGCCCGCCGUGGCCGCCGCGCCGAAGCCGCCCGCGCUCCCGUUCCGCGUCGGACACGGGUUUGACCUCCACCGCCUCGAACCGAACCUCCCGCUCAUCAUCGGCGGCAUCAACAUCCCCCACGACCGUGGCUGCGAGGCCCACUCCGACGGGGACGUGCUGCUGCACUGCGUCGUGGACGCGAUUCUCGGCGCGCUGGGGCUGCCAGACAUCGGGCAGAUCUUCCCAGACUCCGACCCACGGUGGAAGGGUGCUGAUUCUUCCGUGUUCAUGAGGGAAGCUGUGAAAUUGAUGCAUGAAGCAGGCUAUGAGCUGGGCAACCUUGAUGCUACACUGAUCUUGCAAAAACCAAAACUCAGUCCAUUCAAGGAGACAAUCCGAUCCAACUUGUGUGACCUACUUGGGGCGGAUCCAUCUGUCGUCAAUCUCAAGGCCAAGACGCAUGAGAAAGUUGACAGUCUAGGGGAAAACAGGAGCAUAGCUGCCCAUACUGUAGUUCUCCUGAUGAGGAAGUAGAAAACUGGAAGUAGUGAAUUGUAUCCAAGUAGUGAAUUGUAUCCUAUUACAGGGAUUGAAUUGUAGUCUGUUACGUUAUACCUGUGUAACCUGGGAAUCUUCAUGUUUGAGAAACAAUAAAGCUGAAUGCAAUCAGAAGUUUUCUGCAUUUAGAUUA